Nicotiana tabacum (common tobacco) is the source of this 2392-nucleotide messenger RNA. RefSeq names its product putative arabinosyltransferase ARAD1. Gene Ontology annotation, molecular function: glycosyltransferase activity. The record is from RefSeq and is a predicted model, not a curated record. NCBI's taxonomy places the organism in Eukaryota, Viridiplantae, Streptophyta, Magnoliopsida, Solanales, Solanaceae.
GGUCACAAAAAUCAACUACACCAGCUGUUACUUCAUUCUUAGUCCUCUCCAAAAGUUGCAAUUUUUAACAUGGACAUUAAUUAAAUCAAAUGGGGUAUUAACUUAGAGUAUAUUAAAGGCUAUUAAAAGAAAGCUUAAGGAAUAUAUUUUGUACCCAACAAUCCCAAGAAUCGGUCCUUUUAAGCCUGGAACUGGUCAGACUAACCAUGUGAAAGUACUAUCAACUUUACCUGGUAUAUAUUAGCUUCUUCUGCAGUAUAAAAGCAUAAAUUCUGGUUAAAGAUUCAAACUUUAUGGAUUUUAGGAGCUAAAUUUAGGUGGUGAAAAAUCUCAACUUUACCCAUUUUGGUUCUUGGAAAACCUUGAGGGGUUUAUGGAAGUAGUUAGUGCCUGCUGAAUUUGUGUGAAUGAAAAAGCAGAUACUAAUUUUUCUUAUAUCAGUAUUGUUGGCAUAAAUCUCUUUAGCUUAAAAAAUGUCAUUGUUUCUUGAAAAGAGCAUGCUAGCAUCCAGGUUUCUAUCUUGUUUAAUAGCUAUUUCGGUUUUCGUUUUGGUAGUUUCUUCAUUGUCCCUUCUUCAAUUUGCUGACAAUUCUUUCAUACCAAGAUCAGUGUUUAGGUUAAUUCUUGUUAAUACUACUUCCCUUUACUCGACCUCGAGUGUCACAAGUGGAGAAUCUAAAACCCCUUUCUUGACCCCUGAAACUUCUUCUGAACAAAGCUUGAAAAGCCAAGAGGUAGCGUGUCAAACAUCCAGUUCCAGCAACAGUUCAGCUGGAGUAGGAGUUAAUAAAGCUUGUGACGCGAAACAAGCUCUUCUUAGGGUGUAUAUGUAUGACUUACCCCCUGAAUUUCACUUUGGGCUAUUAGGUUGGAAAGGAAGUGGGAAUGAAAUGUGGCCUAAUGUUGGUAUACAGGGUCAAGUACCCUCAUACCCUGGCGGCUUAAAUUUACAGCAUAGCAUCGAAUAUUGGCUUACACUUGACCUUCUAUCGUCAAAUAUACCAAAUAUUACUAGACCAUGCACUGCUAUUAGAGUGCAGAAUUCAAGUGAAGCCGAUGUGAUUUUUGUGCCUUUUUUUUCGUCUUUGAGUUACAAUCGGCAUUCUAAGCCUCAUGGGAAGGAGAAGGUAAGUCUAAAUAGAAUACUACAGGAUAGAGUGGUGGAAUAUUUAAGAAGUAGAGAUGAGUGGAAGUUAAAGGGUGGGGCGGAUCAUCUGAUUGUCGCUCACCAUCCCAAUAGCAUGUUGGUUGCAAGAAAGAAGUUGGGCUCGGCCAUGUUUGUCCUUGCAGAUUUUGGAAGGUACCGAGCUGAAACAGCAAACAUUGAAAAGGAUGUGAUUGCUCCUUACAAACAUAUGGUCAGGACAUUAGAUGCUGAGAACUCGCCCUCUUUUAGACAGCGUGAUAUAUUGGUUUAUUUCCAGGGGGCAAUUUAUAGGAAAGAUGGUGGAACAAUCCGUCAAGAAUUAUACUACCUUCUCAAGGAUGAAAAAGAUGUACACUUUACCUUUGGGAGCAUCAGAUCAAACGGCGUCAGGGAGGCUGGACGAGGAAUGGCCUCUUCAAAAUUCUGCCUGAAUAUUGCUGGAGACACUCCCUCUUCCAAUCGCCUAUUUGAUGCCAUUGCUAGUCACUGUGUUCCUGUAAUAAUUAGCGAUGACAUUGAGCUACCAUUUGAAGAUGUUAUAGAUUAUUCCAAGUUCUGCAUUUUUGUCCGUUCUUCAGAUGCUGUAAAGAAGGGUUAUCUUCUGAACUUUCUUAGAGGAAUCAAGGAGGAUCAAUGGACCAAAAUGUGGAAAAGGCUAAAGGAGCUCACCAAACAUUUUGAAUACCAACAUCCAUCCCAACCUAAUGAUGCAGUGGAUAUGAUUUGGCAGGCAAUUUCAAGAAAAUUGUCAUUUAUACAACUCAAGGCUCAUCGCAACAACAGAUACCAUAGUUCACAGCUGUUCCUCAAGGACCGCUAGUUCUAAUAGGAGAUCAGCUGCGAGGUCAGGCUCGAUUCUUUAAGAAGGACUUGCACUAUGAAUAUAUUUAACUGUUUUGUUGCCAUUCUUAACAACUCCUUGUAUAUUAUUUUCAUUAUGAAGUUGCAUAUACAAGUUUAUGGCUCUUGGAUUGUUCUCCGGCAGAGAUGUUUUAUUUACAACCAGAAUAUUACCAUUGAUGUAAAUGGAAAUUAACUCACAUGCAGAGUGAUGCUUUGUCAGCAGAGAAAAAAUGAAACCAACAAUAGACAGUCUUGACAAUAUGUUACUAUCGUAAGCAUAUGCAUGAGAUGAAGAAAAUUGCGCAGUAGAAAAAGGUUCAGAAAAUUCAAUGUAAUUCAUCAUACGUGCAAGAAUUGCUGAUGUUUGAAAGUAACUAUUAUGAGCAUGGAUAUAUUUUUCUA